Molecule: messenger RNA, 785 nt
Organism: Rhodamnia argentea
Lineage: Eukaryota; Viridiplantae; Streptophyta; Magnoliopsida; Myrtales; Myrtaceae
Product: putative invertase inhibitor
Exons: 1
Coding region: 29-622 (197 amino acids)
Molecular function (GO): enzyme inhibitor activity
Source: RefSeq, a predicted model, not a curated record
UCAACAUAUUGCCCAAUCCACUCAACUAAUGACCGAGAAAAUGCAGGACCCCUCAUUGUUCUCCCGAGCAUCUUGCUGCUGCCUCUUCUCCCUGCUCACUCUCCUCGCAACAACCCACUUGGCGGUGAGCGCCAAAACCAUGGACAUAAUCAGCCUAACCUGCGAAAAAUGCUCGCGAGAAUCACCCGUCCUUAACUACACCUUCUGUUCGGUGUCUCUCCAAGCCGUCCCGGUGAGCCAUUUCACUAACCUCCAAGGCCUAGGAAUCAUCUCCAUGGAGCUGGCUCUGGUAAAUGCCACCACCACCAUCUCAAGCAUAGAGAAGAUGGUAAGUAAUGGGAGUCUUGACCCUUUUCAGCUGGAUUGCUUGAGGGAUUGCUUGGUGCUUUACUUGGAUGCAUCGAAGACCUUGGUCGAUGCAAUUGGGGCUUUCAUGGUGGGGCGAUACGGGGUUGCUAAUAUGCAGGUGAGUGCAGCCAUGGAAGCAGCAACAACAUGUGAGGAUGGGUUUGAAGAGAGAGAAGAAGUUUGUCCACUGACAAUGGAGAACUAUGACCUGUUUCAACUGUGUGAUAUUGCUCGAUGCAUCAUUCGCUUCCUUUCAUUGAAUAUUCCUUCUUAAGCAGCAAUGUACUACUUGACUUUGAUAGUCUCUCUCUAUCUCUCCCUCUCCUAUUGUUGUUACUGCUGUUAAUUUUGGAGAAACCAAAAGGUUGGUCUUCUUCUAGCCAGCCAAAGUCUCCAUUUCUCGUGUUGAAAAUAAAUUUUCCUAUUUUGAACAUCAA